AUGCCGAUGUGUCGGCCAGUGGCAAGUGGGCCUUCCAAAAGGGAGACAUACGUCUAUAUACCGCCUGGUAUAGUGGCAGAUGAUGAGGUUUAUCUCAGUCGCGAUAUCAUCAAGGAGGGACUUACCCAAAGAGACAAGUCUCGGAGCAACUGGGCGGGGGCUUCUCAUACCUGGGAAUCGCCAAAUCCUAGAUGCGUGUUCUGCAACAAGUCAUUCGAUGAGAAUCACGAGAGGACUAGCCGUAUACCUUCUUGCAAGCAUUAUUCCCAUCGUCUAUGUCUAGAAGAAAAGGGGUCGACUGGAGAAAAGCCAUGCGCAACUUGUAAGAUGGAAGCAGAUCUCAUACAGCAGGCAUCUAUCAACAGCGGCGACGGUGGCAUCUGGGACCUACUCCUCAAAGCUUACAAUCAUCCUAUAUCCAAGCUUCUUAAUUAUGCAAAUCUCGCGUUUUCUGCACAUUAUUUUAAUUUGACUGGCCGCAUCUUCAGAUAUCUAUUCAACACUGCUGGAUGA
Messenger RNA from Puccinia triticina, 513 nucleotides. RefSeq lists its product as uncharacterized. NCBI's taxonomy places the organism in Eukaryota, Fungi, Basidiomycota, Pucciniomycetes, Pucciniales, Pucciniaceae. The transcript has 2 exons. The record is from RefSeq and is a predicted model, not a curated record. Bases 1 to 513 code for a protein of 170 amino acids.